AUGCCUCGUGAACGCAGUGAGCGCAGCGUAGCUGCCACUGAAGCGCUGCGCUCGGCACCUCCCAUGUCCCCUGCGCGCUCCAGACACCCGGCCAACGACCCCGACACUACUCCAACGCCUUCGCGCCCAGCUUCUCCUGUGGAACAAUUGAGCGCGGAAGAACAACGUCUGGUACAGGAUCUUCUUACCAGGCCUUCGCGGACGCGGACGUCAUAUGCGCCUUCGGCCAUGGCACCCUCCAUGCUGGAGCCUGAGGUCCAGAACUCCCAUUUCCACGACAUGGAGUUGUGUCAACUCCUUCACGCCCUAGAUCAACCCAUGGGUGAGCCGGUGAAGAAGGCCGUGCGCAAGGCGGUCAGGGCCCGGGUCAAGAAACUCGGCAUGAAGUACGACAACGAGUCUAUCAAGGCUUACCGCAAGUCGUACCACGAUCAUGACCCCGGUGUUCAUCUCGCGGCUGCUCUGUCGUCCAUGUCAAAGUCUCGAGGCGGGACACAACUGGGCAACAACCAGGAGCCUCCGGAAUGGGCGAAGGAGCUGAUCCAGGGAUUCCUUCGCAUGAACAACCGCAUGGAGGACCUCGCUCCUAAGAUCGAGAAGAGUCUACGAACCUCUCGAGGCGGCUCGUAUCUCACUGACGGUCAAGGAGGGUAUCUCCCUCAGGAGCACCCCCAUCACCAUCAUCACUACCCCAGCUCAGAGAUGAAUGGCUACCCCCAGACCAUGACUCCCACAAUCGAUGUGCGUCAACACCCAACGGGCGACGAGUCCAUGUACCAGACACAGGAGACCGAGUUGAUGAGGGAGUCGACGCAUCUGCACACCCUGCCCGGGUCGAUGCACCACCACGAUGGGUCAAUGCACGGUGCCAUCCGCGAGGAGGACGGGUACGAGGACGAGGAAGAUCACCCUUACGCGACAACGGACGGCGAAGGGCGCGGUCUGGAGAGCGAGUACGCCGCUCAGGACCGCGAGAACUCUCCCGGCCAAGAGUACCUCGAGCAGGAGCUGUACAAGCUGCGCGUCAAGCCGAACAACGGCGCUCAGUCCGUCGCUACGCACAAGACCUGGGAGCUCGCUAGGGACGACGGAGAGGACUACGAAGAGGGCGACGCACAGGCUGCCAUCACGGAGUCCGGUCUCCCCGAGAUCCCUGACGGCCACACUGGCGGGUACACGGAUCGUCGCGCAGCCUCGCCGCCCCUGCCGCCCAUCCCGCAGGACGUACGGGGCGACAUGAUGGACCACGGGCAGGUCUGGCACCAGGCCGAGUACAGCAACGAGCCGCGCAUGCUCCCGCCGUGGCAGCGCAUCCACCAGCGCCUACUGAGCUGGGCGAUCGUGUGGCCGAUGAGCGAGCUCGACAACGCGGUCAACAGCUGCAACCGCGGCAUGCAGGUGGACGAGAUCGCGCUGAGCAUCUGGUCGACGCAGACCUACAAGCGCUAUGUGCGGGCGAAGAUGACGGACAGCCCGCCGGGCCGCGUCGACCGUCUGUUCGUGCCGCCGAACAUGGCGGACGCGAUCAGCACCGCCGUGUACAACGGAAGGCAUGGAGACGCGUGCGGGAUGCUCCGGGAGCUGUGGGCGCCGUUUGGGCUGGAGGGUAUCCCGAGGCUGCUCAUCGUCCUCGCGAAGCAUCGGAACGACGACAACCACUGGGUGGUUCAUCGAUUCUCCCUCCCCGAUGGCUCUUUGACGACUUACGACACAUACCCGGAACGAUGCCUACCGGAUGGUCGCCCUCUGGGCUGGUGGUUCGCCAUCCGCAUCGCUUGGCCCGACGCCAUAUACCCCAGCCCCGACCACCUCAUGCAGAAGAUGGUCCGCCUUCACCGGCCUCUCCAGCUCCCGAUCGACAACUCGGUCGCCGCGGCGGGCAUCUGGCGCAACCUGCUCAUGGGCUCGCGGGCCGAGCGCAGCCUCGACCUGGAGAGGCUGCGGGACCUCAUCAGCACGGAGGUGAAGAACCUGCGCCAGCGGAAGAUCAUGGGCAAGCUGUCGAUCGGCGCGCCGCGGCCGAACUGGGAGGAUAUGAACUGA
This is a messenger RNA of Trametes versicolor FP-101664 SS1, 2043 nucleotides long. RefSeq lists its product as uncharacterized. Lineage: Eukaryota; Fungi; Basidiomycota; Agaricomycetes; Polyporales; Polyporaceae. Bases 1 to 2043 code for a protein of 680 amino acids. The record is from RefSeq and is a predicted model, not a curated record. The transcript is spliced from 4 exons.